Penicillium chermesinum is the source of this 969-nucleotide messenger RNA. RefSeq lists its product as uncharacterized. NCBI's taxonomy places the organism in Eukaryota, Fungi, Ascomycota, Eurotiomycetes, Eurotiales, Aspergillaceae. The transcript has a single exon. Bases 1 to 969 code for a protein of 322 amino acids. The record is from RefSeq and is a predicted model, not a curated record.
AUGUCGCGGCUCGAGAAAGGGCAGAAUAUCUGGAGCCCAGCGGUGAAAAUGACGCACGACCACACACGAAGCGAGCAAAACCCAGUCCUCUUUCGCGUCCCUUCGUCAGGAGAAAUCCGAUUGCUCUAUACAUCCCAGGACGCAGGAAACCAAGAUUCGGCCAUUGUGAAGCAACAAAUAUCUCAAGAUAAUGGGUCAACCUGGUCUGAGCCUAGCGUGCUUUUUAGCGAACCGGGCACCUUCAUUCGCCAACCGGUCGUUGUGCUCCAGGACGGAGCCUGGGUGGUCCCUACCUUCAAAUGCAGAGCAGAGCCAGGUACAAGAUGGCUUGGAAACGAUGACAUAUCGUGCAUUCGAAUCUCCCGGGAUGAGGGGCAAAAUUGGAGCGAAAAAGAGAUUCCGGACAGCUAUGGUUGCGUGCACAUGAAUAUCCAGCAGUUGAAGAAUGGAACAUACCUCGGCUUGUACCGAAGCCGAUGGGCUGACAAUAUAUAUUCAUCGACAUCACCUGACGGUAUCAACUGGAGUGUACCCGUGCCUACAGUUCUGCCAAAUCCCAACUCCGGAGUUUGUUUUGGCGUUUUACCCUCAGGGAGAGUGGUGCUUGUGUACAAUCAUUCCUCGAAGAAGGACGCUCUUGGACGUCGCGAUGGCCUCUACGAUGAUAUCAGCGACGGCAAAGAUACUCGCGCCAAUCAAGCAAGUAAACACGGAAAAGACGCGUUUUGGGGUGCCCCGCGGGCACCUCUCAACGUGGCUUGGAGUGACGAUAAUGGGGCCAAUUGGGCAUGGAAGACGCUGGAAGACGGAGACGGUUACUGUUUGACUAAUAAUAGUGAGAAGAAGCUCAAUCGAGAGUUAUCUUACCCAAGUAUUCUCGUCCAGGACGAUGGUACGAUCCAUAUCGCCUACACUUUCUGGAGGCAGCGGAUCAAGUACGUCAGGUUAGGAGAAGAUUUCUUCCAGUGA